Messenger RNA from Sitophilus oryzae (rice weevil), 1879 nucleotides. RefSeq names its product sodium-independent sulfate anion transporter-like. Gene Ontology annotation, molecular function: sulfate transmembrane transporter activity. The transcript is spliced from 9 exons. The record is from RefSeq and is a predicted model, not a curated record. NCBI's taxonomy places the organism in Eukaryota, Metazoa, Arthropoda, Insecta, Coleoptera, Curculionidae. Gene Ontology annotation, cellular component: membrane. The coding region runs from base 20 to 1774 and encodes 584 amino acids. Gene Ontology annotation, biological process: transmembrane transport.
AUUUAGGAAAAAACUCAAAAUGCCUACUUCAAGGCACGUGAAGAAAUUUUUCUUAAAAAAAAUUCCCAUACUACAGUGGGGAGCAAAAUAUGAUUCGAAAAAGUUAUUGUGUGACUGUAUAGCGGGUUUUACAGUAGGUCUCACUGUUAUGCCCCAAGCUUUGGCCUAUGCAACUCUAGGAGGAUUGGAACCACAAUAUGGCUUAUAUUCAGCUUUUGCUGGCUGUUUUGUCUACACAAUUUUUGGCAGUAUUAAGGACAUUACCAUUGGUCCUACAGCACUGAUGGCUUUGAUGACGUAUCAGCAAAUAGUAGGAAGAAACAGCGACUAUGCCAUAUUGCUUUGUUUCUUAUCGGGGAUUGUACAACUAGUAAUGUCAAUUUUACACUUGGGAGUAUUAGUGGACUUUAUAUCAAUCCCCGUCACUGUAGGCUUCACUUCUGCCACAUCUGUCAUAAUUGGCAGUUCACAAUUUGCCAGUCUAUUGGGAAUUAAACAAUCCUCAAAUGGGUUUUUCGAUACAAUGACCAAACUAUUUCAUAACAUCCAUCUCACAAGGUACCAAGACACAUGUUUGGGACUCAGUUGUAUAGUAGCCCUUUUAUUAUUAAGGAAACUCAAAGACGUGAAAGUGCACAAAAAAAACUCCAAACCCAACAAACACCAAAGCUGUUUCAACUAUAUUCUGUGGUUAAUAUCGACUUCCAGGAACGCGAUUGUAGUGAUCCUUUGCAGUACCAUGGCGUUUUUGUACGAAUCCAACGGGUCUGGAUCACCGUUUAGGCUGACCGGUGACGUAAAAUCCGGUCUUCCAGAGUUCAAAGUACCACCGUUUAGUACCGUUAUUAACAACAGCACCAGGGAAUUUCCCGAAAUGCUGUCGGACCUGGGAAGUUCAGUAUUUUUGGUACCUAUCAUUGCUGUGUUGGGAAAUGUGGCGAUUGCUAAGGCUUUUGCUAGUGGAGAAAUUAUUGACGCCACACAAGAAUUAUUCACUCUGUCCCUGUGCAACGUACUAGGAUCCUUUUUUUCUUCCAUGCCCGUCACUGGUUCGUUCUCUAGAUCAGCUGUCAAUCACGCCAGUGGCGUACAAACACCGUUUGGUGGCAUUAUAACAGGUAUAAUGGUACUAUUGGCGUUGGGAUUUCUCACGCCCUACUUUGCCUACAUCCCCAAAGCAUCCCUGGGCGCUGUGGUGGUUUGCGCUGUCAUUUUCAUGAUAGAAUACGAGGUGAUCAAACCGAUGUGGCGAUCGAGCAAAAAAGACCUACUUUCCGCCAUUGCGACGUUCGUGUUCUGUCUGGUCAUUGGCGUAGAAUACGGAAUUCUGAUCGGCGUUGCUAUUAAUAUCAUGUUUUUGUUGUAUCCUUCGGCCAGGCCUGGAGUACAUAUGGAGAAAUGCAUGACACCUUCUGGCAAAGAAUACAUUCUAGUCACCCCCGGAAACGCUCUGUACUUCCCCGCAAUGGAUUUUAUCAAAACCAGCGUUGCCAGAGCAGGAACAUCGUCGAAAAAUUUGCCAGUUGUCGUCGAUUGUCAGUUUAUUUUAGGAGCUGAUUUCACAGCUGCAAAAGGUAUAGCUGCCCUCAUUAGCGAGUUUUCUUCGAGAAAACAACCCUUGUAUUUCCUAAACGCUCGACUAGAGGUUGUUUCAGUAUUCCAAGGUGUCAUGUCUGACGAUUUUGUCUAUUUCAAUUGCAAAAAGAAACUGGAAGAUACAAUAGAGGAAGGUAACUACAAUUUUGACAUCACACAACAAAACAAUGCACACUAGAUUUCAGUCCUAUUUUUUUAAAAACUAUUUUUUACCACUUAUAUGUUUACAGGAAAUAAAAAUAAAUUCGUUUAUUGUCUUUUAAUUAAAUGUUUGUGUCAGUCU